CUAAACAGACUUUGUUGUAGACGUGUGAUGGAUAUCCUGAAAGUGCUUCUCAUCCAUCUUUUCUUGCCAUUUCUAUUUGUCCAUGCCAAAAACUAUUGCCCAGUAUCAUAUUGUCCUAUGUUCAAUUUCUCUAUAAGGUUUCCAUUCUACCUAGAAAACCAAUAUUCACAAAAUUGUGGCUAUCCUGGCUUUAGUAUCAAAUGCAACAGCCAAGGAUAUGCAGUUCUUAAUCUUCCUUUUUCUGGAGACUUUUUAGUCCAAAGCAUACAUUAUUACAAAUCAGGAAUUGAACUCUAUGAUCCUGAUAAUUGCCUAGCGCGUCGACUAAUGAACUUGAACCUUUCUUCUUCUCCUUUCAAAGCUGACGAGAUGGUGAAUUAUACUAUCGUUAGUUGUCCAUCGGAUUAUCCAUUAAACGUGACAUCCCAUUCCCACGUCGUUAAAUGCAUUAGCAACUCAACAACAAAUUUAUUAGCAUUUAGAAUAUUUGAUUCGGAUUAUGAAGAAUUAAUGUCUGAGUGCAAUGUAAUAGCUAGGAAUUUUUCUUUGGCAUCAUAUUUAUUAGAAGAAGAAGAUGUUAAUCGGUUUGGUUUUAUAAGCUUGACUUGGGGCGUGCCUGAUUGUACAGCUUGUGAAGAUAAAUUCGAGUUUUGUGGAUUUGAAAACUCUAUGAGCAAAGAAAUUCAUUGUCUUACAGGAAGCUCAGGGAGUCAGUCAAUUGCUAAAGUGAUUGCUUUAUCUGUGGCCAUUCCAAUCAGCCUUUUGCUACUGUUAAUAUUUGCCAUAUUUUUGAGGAUAUAUUGUAAUAAAAGAAGGCAAACCAGCAGCUGAAAAUCCUGAUUCUUCAUCGUGGAUUAUGGAUUUUAAGGCAUUAUGGUUUUAUUUUGUUUUUAAUGUACUUUCUUUUUGGUUUUGUGAGUGUUCAAAUUUUAUUUUGAGGUAACGGUUUCUCAGGAUCGGGUUUGAGCCAUGGAAACAGCCGCUAAUGCUUGCAUUAGGGUAAGCUGUCUAUGUCACACCCCUUGGUGUGCGAUCGUUUCUGGAACCCUGCGUGAAUGCCGGAAGCUUUGUGUACCGGGCUGGCUUUUUUGUUUCCCAGGUUUCUUGAGAGAGAAUUGGUUUCGUUUUGUUUUAGACGGAACUUUUUACAAUAAGAGAUUUUUGUUUUUGAAGCAUAAAACAAAAACAUGCCCUACAAAUGUGGACCAUGACAAGGUUCCAGUAAAUCAUAUUCAAUUUCAAGUAUAAUUGCAAUUCUGCUCUCAUCCCCUUUCUAUUUCUCUACUGUGUAUUUCCUUUGCAGCUUAUUUCCGUCUUGUAAUUGUGAGUUGGUUUAUUUGCUUAUU
This is a messenger RNA of Nicotiana attenuata, 1346 nucleotides long. Its product is annotated as putative RING-H2 finger protein ATL21A. NCBI's taxonomy places the organism in Eukaryota, Viridiplantae, Streptophyta, Magnoliopsida, Solanales, Solanaceae. The transcript has 2 exons. Gene Ontology annotation, molecular function: polysaccharide binding. The record is from RefSeq and is a predicted model, not a curated record. The coding region runs from base 28 to 831 and encodes 267 amino acids.